Molecule: messenger RNA, 2169 nt
Organism: Lecanosticta acicola
Lineage: Eukaryota; Fungi; Ascomycota; Dothideomycetes; Mycosphaerellales; Mycosphaerellaceae
Source: the annotation of a GenBank genome assembly
AUGGGGCGAGACAAGAUCGAGCAGUAUUGCGAUUCCACGCUGACGAUUAGUUCCGAAUACGCCAAAGAUUCGUCUCGAUCCAUUGGGGAAAUUGCCGAGGAGCUCUAUGGGAGUAAUGUCAGUUGAAAUCUUUCCUUCCAUGCCACUGCUUCGCGAGUGAUGCUGACAACAGGACAGCACUUGUCCACCGUCGUCACCAGGAAACCAGACCAACGAGGCACUUCCUCGCAAAACGACUUACAAUGGGCACGAAACCGCGGCCAAUUCGGCGACACGCAACCCAGCGAGCUCUUCCUGCACGCUUUCCAUGAUCUCUUACAAUGCGUGGAACGAGAUGCAAUGUCGAAUUGCGUUUCCCCUCCUUUGAUAGGAACGACCGGGUCCGCUCCCAUGACCAUUAUCGCUCCUUUGAAUGAUCAGCUGAGACAUAUGUCGAACCUGAUUGCGAGGGCGAAGAAAGAAGUUUUGCUGGCGACGAAUUUCUGGAAAGCUUCAGGGGCGAGCACGUUUGUCACCGAUGCUUUGGUCGAGCUUUCGAAGAGGGCCGGCGAGAGGGGCGAGAAGGUUGUGGUGCGGUUGAUGUACGAUCGGGGGGCUCUGAAGCAGGUGAGAUGUUCUUCGUUCUACCGUGCUUACAAUUGGGCUGACGGAGGCUCUGUAGUUCCUCGACAACCACCAGAACGUUUCCCCAAAGGAAUGGCAAGCUGCUGCCGUUGGCCUCCCUGCUCCAGAAAAGAUUCCCAACCUCGACCUUGCGGUCGUCAAUUUCCAUCGUCCUCCUCUCGGAACGUUUCACUCCAAGUUCAUGAUCGUCGACCGAUCUAUUGCCACGGUCUCGAGCAACAACAUCCAAGACAACGACAAUGUGGAAAUGAUGGCUCAUCUGGAAGGCCCUAUCGUCGAUAGUCUUUGGGAGACUUUCCUCGUGUCCUGGCACAACCACACUGACCCUCCUCUGCCCUAUCGAGAUCUCCCAGCCGCCAAGAGCGUCCCGCCUACUUACGAGGAAGAAUCCUACAAAGCACUUUUCGAAUCCGACGGCUCCUUUCGUCUCCCAGAAAGAAAAGUCGAAAUGGAUAUGCCAGAACACAUGCCCAACGAACCACACUAUGACGAAACUCUGGCUUCGGAGAUUCAACGCAUGCGCUGCACACUCAACCCUCGAUCUGGAGAGAACCACAACGACGCCGUAGCCCGGCACCUCAACAAACCCACCAGCCUCUCCCUCAAGGCAAGCGCGCCAGAACGCUCAGAACAGCUCAACUUUUUCCCCUUCAUCCCCGUCCCGAAUCGCCAAGCUGUCCCCAUGGCAAUGUGCUCGCGAAAGCCCUACGCAAACCUCAACAACGAAUCCGUCUUCGUGCCCCAAAACGAAGCCUUCCUCUCCCUCAUCCGAAACGCCACCCGAACCAUCUUCAUCCAGACUCCCGACCUCAACGCGAAGCCUCUCCUCCCGGCUCUCAUCAGCGCCUGCAAGCGCGGCAUAGAAGUCACAUACUACGUCUGUCUCGGCUACAACGACGGCGGCGAACUCCUACCCGGCCAAGGCGGGACCAACGAAAUGGCAGCAAACCAUCUCUAUUCCCAACUGGAAGCAGACGAGAAGAAGAAUCUGAAAGUCUUCUUCUAUGUCGCCGCGGAUCAGGAUCGGCCGAUUCAUAAUUCCUUCAAGCAGAGGAGUUGUCACAUUAAACUGCUCAUUGCGGACGAGAGUGUCGCGAUUCAGGGCAGUGGGAAUCAGGACACACAGAGCUGGUAUGUUGCCGGUUUUUUUCCUUCUCCGUUUCGGCCGGAUCCCGAUGCUGGGGUCGAUUUGACUGACUGACCGACUUCGCUUCGCCUGCAGGUUCCAUAGUCAAGAAGUCAACGUCAUGAUCGAUUCGCCCGUAGUCUGCAAAGCUUGGAGAGAAGGAAUUGAGCGGAAUCAGAACACCGCCAUAUACGGAAGGGCCAAGGAGGACGGUUGUUGGUACGAUCCGAAGACGGGCAAAUUAGCAGAAGGAAGGUGCGUUGGUCCCGUCCCCUUUUUCCCACAUCACGAAUCCGCCUAUAUUGGAUAGAUAACACAUACUGAUCCGAUACGUGUGCUGCAGCUACGGCCACGACGCGGGUAAAUUCUCCGCCUUCAAAGGCUUCUCCGGCAUCUUGAAGAAAGCUGAAGGGAAAUAG